Molecule: messenger RNA, 582 nt
Organism: Eufriesea mexicana
Lineage: Eukaryota; Metazoa; Arthropoda; Insecta; Hymenoptera; Apidae
Exons: 3
Coding region: 1-582 (193 amino acids)
Source: RefSeq, a predicted model, not a curated record
AUGCGCCCGAUUGGUUGGACGCUUGCGUGUGCAUUGCUCGUGACUACUUUUCCAAAAAGUGCAAUCCCGUCGGGCGUCAAGAGUGAUGAUGGUGUCUCUGCAGGUAACCAACGUGAAGUUGUACGCGCCAAAGUCACCAAACUGCUGCCGAUUUCCAAGGACACGACACCACCGGAUCCCGAUAUACAGCAGCUCAGAAAAUUCCUCGACGACUUGUUGUUCGACGGUGGAAACGGUGUUCAAGAAAAGACGAGCAGACAGGCACGAACGUUUGGCCACAAACGAAUUCAGCUAAUGUUGAUGCCGAUGAUGUACAAAAUGGGAGUGAUAACGACAAUGCUGACUGUAUUGACAGUGAUUUCACUGAAGGGACUACUCAUUGGUGCCAUACUGCUGAUGCUGAAACUCGGCACGUUAAUAGCCAAGUUUUCCUCUGGUUGGCAGCACAAUGCACAAGGCGCUCAACCGAUCCACGUGCACGUCCACAACAGCCUACCGACUGCCCAUAACCAAGCGUACAGUGGCUGGAUGCCACCAUCCAGUAUGGACGACGGAGGGGAACAUUACUACUACAAAGGAUGA